Mycena citricolor is the source of this 5716-nucleotide messenger RNA. The record is from the annotation of a GenBank genome assembly. Lineage: Eukaryota; Fungi; Basidiomycota; Agaricomycetes; Agaricales; Mycenaceae.
AUGUCGACCUUCAACCAUAAGGCUGUAUUAGCCAUCCUUGCUGGAUUACAAGGGACAAGGGCUGACCGAGCUGUAUUCGAACGGAAGUAUGAGGAGUCGGUUCAGCGCCGUUUCGAAAGCUGGAAGACCAACCGCACAUCACAGUCAAGAUACGACCCACAGCUGCUCUUCGAGGCUCAAGUCGCUGCCUAUGUCGACUACAUACAUUCUGAGACACGAGCAAGUCGGAAGGUCAAGAACUCCAAUGCGCUCAGUAACCCACGGAUCUUGCGUGCAGGAAUACCGUUCUACGGACCAAGAUUCACACCUUGCACCUUUCGUGAACUGCAGCUUCGUGGAAUCAACACAGCGAGCGCCGAGACUGUGUACCUUCGCCCAGUCACAGUCAUUCACCCGGUUUACUUCCCUGAACUGGGAGAUUGCCCGCAUUGUGGCUCUAGUAACACUUCGUGGGACUCGUGGAACUCGACUGGCUCUCGUGAGGUCCAUGGACUACAGUAUGAGGAGAGCGCUCUUGGAUAUCAACUGCGACAUGAGGGAUGCACCCCGGAUGAUGUUAGUGGGGACGGCACAGAUGUAGGACGUGUCCGCAAUCGCUCUUUCUCGUCAACAAAUAAGAUCUUUUGGAAGAAUUGGGAGCAUUGGAAGAUCCCUCGCGGUAUCCCUCACUUCUUCACCCGCUGUGCAGUUACACGAGAACUUUAUGAUGUGAUCAUUGAACUCCGACCAUCUACUACGUCUAACGGUCUUGGUGAGAACAUUAAACAACUUCAUCUCCUUGAAUAUCAUCGCCGGCUUCGUGAAUACCUCCAAGCCUACAAGGCCACUAUCUCGUCUGGAUCCCUUGUCGGGUUCUUCAGAGCUCCUGAUCUUCCCAACUUCUCCAGUCCCACUGAAGACCAUGGCUAUCGUGACGCAACCAUAUCUAAUGAUGUGAUCACUGAAGUCUAUGUCGAGUUUUCGAGGCAGACUCGAGAAGCUGAGUCGGCCGUAUACCUCCGAAACACGUCAGGCAUCUCUGCACUACCAGGUGCUGCAAUCAGUCUCGACAACACAUUCAAGAGUGCAUCGAAAGCAACAAUAACAGACCCGUCGAAAGCUCGUAUCAAGCUCUGGAAGGGUGGGGUCUUGAGUGUCAUCAACGAGUUCAAUGAGAUCAUCUCAUGGCGGUUCUGUCAAUCUGCAUCUCCUGCUGAGAUUUUCGAAACACUAGAAGGCCUGAGAAGGCGCUGUGAGCAGCUGGGUGUAGAUCUUCCCGAGAUGGUAACCGUUGACAACUGCUGUCAAGUUCGUAGCAAAAUUCUUGAGUCCAUGCCCGGAAUCGACAUCUGCCUUGAUACAUAUCACUUUAUAGUGCGAUACCUUGUCGCUCUCUUAAAUGGUGCAAGCAAUCCAUAUCGAGCUCGAAUUGCAAUGGAAAUUCGAGAUGCCAUUCUGAAACAACCCGCCUCAAAAGGCAUACCGGCCAAGUAUCGGAGCAAAGAAGAACAAGAGUCCCGGAUCAUUGGCAUCUUCACCAUGUACGAGAAGAUAGGAAAUGUCUGGAGUGCUGCAGCCCAGAGCGUGCAUCAGGCUCAGCUCAAGCAUAUCCGAGCUGGAUGCCUGGCAAGGAAGCGAGAUGACAUAGCCACCGAUGGUAGUCGGAUUGAGGGAUCUCACAAGGGGUGGAAUGGGCUGCAGCGUUCUCAUGCAAGCGGUCUAGUCCUGCAGACGGCGCUGUGUCACGACUUUGUGCUACGGCGCAAUAUGCGACAGGUUGUUCGUGACACCCGUGUGGCUGGCUCUACAAGCCCGCUUCACAGCUUUGUCAGACUCACAUAUGGAUCCCAUCACAUUCAGCUGGUCAACAGCAACUCGAGCAUCAUGAACGAUGUGCUCAGGAUUCAUGCAGAGAGAACAAAGAAGAAACUGGAUGUUGUACAGUUGUGGACAGUCCUACAAGACGUACAGAGUUUCGAGAAAUUUGGGCUUGUUCACUCUGCGCAUGCCGAAACAUUUGGUGGGCUGAUAGAGGUCAAGGACGAGGAGAUGGGGGUGGAGAUGGAGCUCGACUUGUCGCUGGAUUCAUCUGUCAAUGACGACGAUUCAUCAAUUCUCACGACUCUGGAUCCCAGCCUCCAUCCUCUCUCUUUCCCGAGUCUCGCACGCGAUCCACGCAUUGACCCAGGGCUGUACGACACACCUCUGCCAAUUCCCAACCUGUUACCAGUGCCAGCUACCACAAGUGUUAAUGCAAGAACGCAUGCUCAUGUCAAAACAGGCAACACCGAGUCCAUGCUGACGGAGCCUGAAAGUCUAGGGGAUGAGCUUCAUCAGCCAAAUAAAAAGCAGAAGCUCGAAGGAAACAUGGUCCAUCCUAUCUUCCACACCUCCAAUCUCGUAGUCUCGUCUAAUGAACCAUCUGUGGCCUCGAAACAUCAAGCUGCGUCAAUCAGGCUUACAAAGACCCAGAUUUUGUUCAUGGCUGGAACGAAGACAGACCCACGAUCUCUGAAAAUCGAAUACGGGAAUGAGUUUUUUAUGUUCAUGGAUCUACGUGCCGAGUACGGAUGGAGAUUGGUUAACAUGACUCCGAAGCGCUGGAUCGAGGCUACAUCUCAGCUCAAUCUCAAACUCGGACUCACUGGAAAGCUGUUAAAGAGUCCACGUGCCCUGCUCGACAAACUAGCACGGGUCGAAAAGGACAUUUUACAGCGGAUUGCCACUGGCAGCUUCUUCAAUGCUUCUGGUCAGAGUGACAAGUUCUGGAAGAAACACUGCUUUGCCGUCGACCUCAUCAAGCCAGACAAUUCUAAGGGCCCCACAUUGGGAAGUUUCUCGAAGACGCUCGAUCCCUUAUCCCUGGAUGUCCCGAAUGGUGCUAGCUCAAGCACCCCAGAGAAGAUGCGGAAACGACCAACAUGCAAACGCUGCCACCAAGACAUGUACGCUGGAGGCCGCGGAGGUGAAGAGAACCACAACCGUGGUGUCUGUUCCGAUGGAUUCAAGCAGAAGAUCCCUACUGGCGAAGAACCAGUCCCUUGGCCACAACCAGCUGGUGUAUUCUCAAAAGGUCUACACUUUCACCCUCGCGUGUUCUUACAGCUCGUACAGCAUAUCUAUCAGAAGCUGGUGGUCGAGAAGCUGGGCACGAUGGGACUUAGCAUGGAGGAGGAUGCGUUCUUGGCCAUGUUCCAGAAGCCAGAGCGUAUUGUCACAAAGACAGAUGGUUCGGUGUUCUUCAAACUGAUCACUGGUUUGAGCAUCCCAGUCAACGACCGGAUUCCGGACAGUUGGAUUGUUACCGAGGGCAGUACAACUUUUCUACGCUUAGAUCUACUCCACACAUCAGACACUGGACCUGCCGCACUUGGUUCGACAAGCCUGUAGCUUAUAGUCAAAAUGAAUGUUGUGUCAAGUCAGUGUGGUCUUGGCUGGCGCCGUCGCUGAAUCGAAUCGUCGAGUAGAAGAAAACAGAGGCACGCAUGCGAGUCCGCUUGUCAGACAACAUAUGUGGUGUCGGAGCAACAGAGGGGAAAUGCUCGGGCAAUUCCUGGGAGAUUAUAUCAGGCAUCUAUGUGAAGCCGUAACAAGAUUGUAGCCGUCGUACUUACGCAUAGUGCUUGGGAGUACACGGCUGACAGGCCAACAGGCAAUGGAUGACCAUUUGGUGAUUUGCAAGGCCACCUUCCAUGGGAGGAGAGCGCAGGAGAGCAAGGUAGCCCGGGGCAGCGAUCGAGCGAACGUUUAGUGAUUUGCGAUGUUGCCUAGGCUGCCUUCCAUGGGGGGAGAGCGCGGGACGGUGAGGUAGCCCGGUGCAGCGACCGAGUGACUGUUUGGCGAUUUGAGUUUGCCUUCCGCAGGGGGAGAGUGCGGUAGCCCGGGGCAGCGAUCGACCCAAUGUGCACUGAUUUGCGGUGCCGCCUAGGUCGCCUUCCGUGGGGGGAGAGCGCGGGACGGUGCAGUUGCCCGGGGUAGCGAGCGAGUGACUGUUUGGCAAUUUGCAAGGUCGCCUUCCGUGGGAGGAGAGCGCAGGACAACGAGGUAGCCCGGGGGCAGCGAUCGAGCGAACAUUUAGUGAUUUGCGAUGUUGCCCAGGCUGCCUUCCAUGGGGGGAGAGCGCGGGACGGUGAGGUAGCCCGGUGCAGCGACCGAGUGACUGUUUGGCGAUUUGAGUUUGCCUUCCGCAGGGGGAGAGCGCGGGACGGUGCGGUAGCCCGGGGCAGCGAUCGACUCAAUGUGCAGUGAUUUGCGGUGCCGCCUAGGUCGCCUUCCGUGGGGGAAGAGCGCGGGACGGUGAGGUAGCCCUGGGUAGCGAUCGAGUGCCCGUUUGGGAAGCCCUGGCCAAGACGAUGUCGUUUCCGGCCAUUCUCAAGCCCUGGGAAUGACAAAAUUUUCCUCUUACGCGAAGCCCUAUUACGCGUCCUCUUCGCAUCCACUCCUUUCUCUCCGUCCCAACGAUGUCCACAACUCGACCUCGCCGACACAGCAGCAGCAGCGUCGCCCCUUGUCCUACGCACCAGCAUUCUGAAUCGUCCUCACUUGAUUUCGGUCCUGUGGAGACGAAGAGCGAUGCAAGCUCGCGCCGGCACAGUCUAGUCAAGCCCGUGCAGUCAUCCCCAUUCAUGGCGACCCCUGAGAUCCCGCUUGCAGUAGCCUCGACCCCCAACCUUCUGCUUCCGGUCGCGGUCUCCUCGCCCCUUCCACCGAGAAAAGUGCGGACCCCGCCGCAUUUGCCACUGCCCCCCACACCCAUCAGCCCCACGAUUCAGCCUCCUCCACCCUCACCCCGCUUAGGACGUGAUCGCGCAUCGAUGUCGGAUCUCUCCGCCUCGUUCCCAGCCCCACCAACCGAUUUCCUCCCGCGAGCCUUCAGCCGCAGCCGCGCCCAACCCCCGAUCCCAACGCGCGCGAACACCGCGCCCUCAGCCGUGCCCCCGCACCAGCACGCGACAGACAGCCAGGGCAGCCGGCAGUGGCUCACGUCCGCGCAGGACGUGCCGCGCUUCUCGCGCACGGCGCUGGCGGGCGUCGUGCUGCCCGUCCCCGCGCGUGACGCGAAGCGGAGCUCGAACCGGGUGUCGCUCGUGCACGUGCACGUGCCUGCGUCGCCGCCGACGCCGAGGCUGUCGCGGGGGCACCGACCCGGGAGUCGAUCGUCGUCGUCCUCUGGCGGUGGGCCUGCGACGCCGAGCGCCGGCUCGUCGGCGGGUCAUACGGCGACGGAGCUGGAUCUCGGCCUGCAUGCGAUGUCUGUGCUGAUGUCGGACGACGAGGACGAGCAGGCGCAGGUUGUGGCGCUGCACAGUCAUGGUGGCCAUGUGCGCCGGAGGAGCUCGACGAGUGAUCUGCACGAUACGUCCCUUCGGCAGAAGCUGGUGUGGAGUCGCAGCCACCGCAGGUCGCAUGCCAAGGGGACGAGUUUUCUGUCGUUUGGGUCCGAUGACUCGCUGGACUCGUUCGUGCACUUUGGUGCCAGGCAACAAUCGGAUGCUUCGUCGACGAUUGCAGCCAGUAUGGUGACCAUUCCGCUUUCGACGCACAGCCAGUGGGCUGAGUCACCUGAGCUCACUGGCUUGACGAGUAAACAGAAGGAGGGGGGUGGGACGAUGAAGAGGAUAUUCAAGUCUUUCAUGAAAAAAGGUCAUUGAUAUUGGACAUUAGGGCGCAUACACUCUUUCAAUAAAUAUAUAUGUAUAUAAUCAUACCAGGAUCUGCUCAUCCUGCAUCAGUUCUG